CCCGACGAUUCCAUCUCGACACACGACCCAACCUUCAUCCCGAUAUCAACCGAACGUGGUUCCCACGAGCGAACGAGCGUAAUCGUCACGCGCGCGGAAAAAAAAGAAGAGAAAGAGAGAGAGAGAGAGAGAGAGAGAGAGAGAGAGGGUAACUUACUUCUCGGGGCAUCUCUUCCGACGCUCUCUUUUGUCUUUUGCUCUUGCUCGACACAGGAGUUUUGCACACACGACGAAACCGUGCAAUAAACGCGUAAUAACGUCGUCGAACAGUUUGUCUUUUUUUUUUUUCCUCCUCUUUUCCCGAGCGACAGUUCAAUCGGUGAGAGUAAUUUCCCCCGCGGCUGAAGCGGCGAAGAAUCAUCUAGGAAUCAUCUAGUCUACCGGACAACGAGUCGACGACCAGCCGCCGCUCUGACCAGUUCCACGGAGGAGAGAAAAAGACGUGAGUAGAAUAUAUCAAGAUGACGAAGCUACUCGUAGUAACGAUGCUGUGCCUGCUCGGCCAAAAAGUGCUCUCGAUGCCCGUGGCCGAGAACCAGGAUCCUCUCCAGGUGGUCCCACUGGAGAAGUCGGCGAACCCGAGCAAACCCGAGGUCCCAGCGACUCCCGAGGUCACUGUGGCAGCGAGCUCGGAAGCCGCAGCACCGCCAGCAGCCGAGGCGAAGUCCGCCGAGGCUGAGAAACCGAGUGUGAGAAGCGAGCUCGCGGCCGAGAACGCUCAGCCGUCUGAGAACGCCGAGGAGAAGAAAGAGGACGCUCAGCAAGCGAAACCCGAGGAGAAGAAGGAAGAACAAUCCGGCUUGGAGAAGCAGCCUGAGCAACAGCAGCAGCAACAGCAGCAGCAGCAGCCGCAGCAACAGCCUGCGCAAGAGCAGAAGCCUGAACCGGUACCAGAAGCCAAGAAGGAGGAAGAGAGCCUAAAGCAGGCGGCUUCCGAGUCUCACGAGACCGUAGUGCAGGCCGCUCCUCAAGAACAAAAGCAGGACGCUGCUGAAGUGCCGGCAGAACAACCCGUUGGUAAAUCUGCAGUGGCAGAGGGCAAGAGCUCCGAGCAGGUAGAUUCUGCGGAGAAGAGCUCGGAAGCGGCAAAGGAAGAGGUAGCGGAAGAGAAGAAGGCCGAAGAGGCCAAGCCUAGCGUAAGGAAGGAGGACGAGGCGAGCUCUGCAGCUUCCGAAUCGUCGGAAGAGAAGGCUCAGCCAGCUGCGGAGGAGAAGAAGCUCGAGAAUCCGCAAGAGGAGGAGAAGAAAGCCGAGGAGAAGCCCGACCGUGUGACCCGUGACGCCGAGGUAGCUGCCCCGGAAGAGAAGAAGGCGCCAGAACAACCAGCCGAAGCUGAGAACAGCCAACAAGAUCAGGCUAAAUCCCCGGAGGAGAACCAGCCAGCCGCCAAGAGCGAGAAGGCCCAGCCCAUCGUCGAACAACCAGCGAUCAGUCCUGAAGAAUCGGCCAAGAGCGAGGAGAAGCAGCCUGCUGAAGCCCCCGCUCAACCCGAGAAGGAAGCAAAGAACGUCGAAGCAGUCGCCACAGCUGCUUCCAGCAACGCCCAAGAGUCUGCUGACCAAUCGGCAGCGAAGUCGGCCGAAUCUAGCCAGGCUAAACGCGAAACCGCGGAUGCUCAGCCUCAAGCAAAAUCCGAACAGCAAGCCGAGGAGAACAAGGAAGAGCCAUUGAAGCAGCAGGAGCCAGCGAAAGAAGCGAAGGAGGCGAAGGAAGCGAAAUCAGACGAAUCCUCCGAGGAGAAAUCAGCUGAGAAGAAGGAGAGCAAGGGCAGCGAGGAGGAGAAGUCAUCCGAGGAGUCUUCCUCUAAGCAAGAGUCCAAGCCAGCCGAAGAAUCCAAGCCCGAGUUAUUGCCAAAACCGCAAGAACUGACAGCGUUGUAAGUGAACGAUCGAGAGGUGACGGUCGCAGCGAGAGGCGGGAAGACGAAGGAGGGUAGCCCCGAAAAGAUUCAGUAAAUUUUUCGAACGAAGCGCGGAUACUGGCUCGCCGCUCGUCCAGACCAGAAUUUUGCGUUCAUCGACCACAGAUAAAAAUGGGAAGGAAACAUUUCGUAAAAGAAGAAACAGAAAACAAAACGUUUAAAAGAAAACAGAUGAUGAAUAAAGAAAAAAAAGAAAAAAAAAAACGAAGGAGGAAGGCGCGAGUUUUUCGACCCGGACCAGAGAAAAAUGAGCGGGAGAGAGCGUGUACGUCAGAGGAAGUAUGAACGGGAGCGGGAGAGAGAGAACAAGACGGAGUGAGAGUGUAUAUCGGUGUGAAUGGGAGAGAGAGAUUGCGAUUCCAAUUUUGUGGCAGGGUUCAGAACUUCCCCCCGGCGCGCUACGAUUCCGAGAGAAGGAAAAUUCAUCGACUCGGGGCAGGAUGACCACGUGGCCACCUGGCUGUGAAGGAUCUUUAACUUAGAAGGAGAACACGUCGAAACAACAUCCGUGAAAACAACGAUGAUGGUGAUGACGAUGAUGACGAUGAUGAUGAAAAUGCUCGAAGAAGAAGCAAAUAUAGGAGAAAACAGCGAUCAGGAGCACGUGGCCACCCUUUGGGAUCUGACUUGGCACACACGCCAGGGAUCAUCCUCUUCUUCGUCCCGGCGGACACCGCGAUUUGUCCGCGGGGACGAAACACGGCCCCUAAUAUUUUAGUAUCCUCGUCCCAAAUUUCCCUUUCCCUUCUCCCCAAGACUUUUUCUCUUUAUUUUUUCCCCCUC
This is a messenger RNA of Frieseomelitta varia, 2704 nucleotides long. It is a transcript of the gene bnb, whose product is annotated as neurofilament heavy polypeptide. The record is from RefSeq and is a predicted model, not a curated record. Bases 462 to 1880 code for a protein of 472 amino acids. Lineage: Eukaryota; Metazoa; Arthropoda; Insecta; Hymenoptera; Apidae. The transcript has 3 exons.